AUGAAAAUGCGGACAUCAAGCAGAAUGGACAAUGCAAAGAAGUGGCUUGGACUCAGUUUUUGCUUUAUGAUGAACCUCAUUACAACUGUAUUAUCUGGAACUAGCAGAUCUCCAAGCAAAGGCCAAGGACAAAAUCUCUCAGACAACUUGCUUCUUCAUCAGCGAAUGAAGAGGAGUUGGGUGUGGAACCAGUUCUUUGUUCUGGAAGAAUACACGGGAACAGAUCCUUUGUACGUUGGGAAGCUCCAUUCUGAUAUGGACAGAGGAGAUGGAUCAAUUAAAUAUAUUCUUUCGGGAGAAGGAGCAGGAAUUGUUUUUACUAUUGAUGACACCACUGGAGAUAUCCAUGCCAUUCAGAGACUAGAUCGAGAAGAAAGGUCUCAGUAUACUUUAAGGGCCCAAGCCUUGGACAGACGAACCGGAAGACCAAUGGAACCAGAAUCUGAAUUUAUCAUCAAAAUCCAAGAUAUCAAUGAUAAUGAACCCAAAUUCCUAGAUGGGCCAUAUGUUGCUUCAGUUCCUGAAAUGUCACCAGUGGGCACCUCUGUUAUCCAAGUGACAGCAACAGAUGCUGAUGAUCCUACUUACGGGAACAGUGCCAGAGUAGUCUACAGCGUUCUCCAAGGACAGCCAUAUUUCUCUGUGGAUUCCAAAACAGGAUUAAUUAGGACAGCACUAAUGAAUAUGGACAGAGAAGCAAAAGAAUAUUAUGAAGUUAUCAUCCAAGCCAAAGACAUGGGUGGACAGCUGGGAGGAUUAGCCGGGACAACCACAGUCAAUAUUUCUCUCUCUGAUGUUAAUGAUAAUCCACCCAGAUUUCCACAGAAACAUUAUCAGAUGAGCGUACUGGAAUCUGCUCCCGUCAGUUCCACUGUGGGCCAUGUUCUUGCUAAAGACUUGGACGAAGGUAUUAACGCUGAGAUGAAAUACAGCUUUGUGGAUGGGGAUGGACUGGACGUUUUUGAUAUUACCACCGAUCUUAAUUACCAAGCUGGCAUCAUCUCUGUGAGAAAGCCACUGAGCUUUGAGACCAAGAAAAGUUACACUUUAAAAGUAGAAGGUGCCAAUCCACACCUUGAAAUGCGUUUCUUGAAUCUAGGUCCAUUCCGUGACACAACAACUGUGCAUAUAAGUGUGGAAGAUGUUGAUGAACCACCAGUUUUUGAGCCUAGUUUUUAUUUUGUGGAAGUGCCUGAAGAUGUGGACAUUGGGACCACCAUACAAAUGAUAAACGCCAAGGACCCUGAUGCGAUCAACAAUUCAAUCAGAUACUCCAUUGAUCGAAGCAGUGAUCCUGGACGCUUCUUUUAUGUGGACAUUAUAACAGGUGCUCUGAUGACUGCAAGACCUCUGGAUCGGGAAGACAUUUCAUGGCACAAUAUCAGUGUGCUAGGUGUGGAAUUGAACAAUCCUUCACAGGUUGGCAAUGUUUCAGUAACAAUAAGAGUCCUGGAUGUAAACGACAACAUACCAGAAUUUCCCAGGUUCUAUGAAGCGUUUGUCUGUGAAAAUGCAAAGGUUGGACAGCUGAUCCAGACAGUAAGUGCAGUGGACCAAGAUGACCCACAAGAGGGACAGCACUUCUAUUACAGCUUGGCUCCUGAGACAGCAAAUAACCCCAAUUUUACUCUUAGGGACAAUCAAGACAACACAGCUUGGAUUUUAACCAAGAGAUCAGGCUUUCGGCAACAUGAGCAGAAUACCUUUUACCUUCCCAUCUUAAUAGCAGAUAAUGGACGUCCUGUGUUAAGCAGUACUGGAACAGUAACCAUUCAUGUUUGUAGUUGUGAUGAAAAGGGCCUUGUGAUGUCCUGUAAUGCAGAGGCCUACAUACUCCCUGUCAGCCUGAGCAGAGGUGCUCUGAUUGCCAUUCUAGCUUGCAUUUUUGUUUUGCUCGUUCUGGUGCUACUGAUCUUAUCCAUGAAAAGACACCGGAAGCAACCUUACAUGCUUGAUGAGGAAGAGAAUAUCCAUGAGAACAUUGUCCGAUAUGACGACGAAGGUGGUGGGGAAGAAGAUACGGAAGCUUUUGACAUUUCUGCCCUGUGGAACCCCAGAGAGGCCCAAGCGUUCAUGAAGAACCGACAAGACAUGAUGCCAGAAAUUGAAAGCCUCUCGAGAUACGUUCCUCAGGCCUGCACGGUGGACAGCAGUGUUCACAGCUAUGUGUUGGCCAAACUCUAUGAAGCAGACAUGGACCUCUGGGCACCUCCCUUUGAUUCCCUCCAGACCUAUAUGUUUGAGGGCAAUGGCUCAGUGGCUGAAUCGCUCAGUUCCUUACAGUCUGUAACUACGGACUCAGAACAGAGUUAUGACUAUCUGACAGACUGGGGACCACGCUUUAGGAAGCUGGCGGAAAUGUAUGGUGCCACAGAGGGGAGUGGGACUCUUUGGUAACAAAAAGGGCCAAGUACUUGAUACUCAAAUGCUGCCAUCUAAACUUGGACUUGUCUGAUAUGUGACUUUGGUGGGAUGAUGGCCUCCUACAAUUAGCAAUAUGAUGCUUGAGGGAGAAUGCAGAAGAGUUUGAAUAAA
This is a messenger RNA of Pseudonaja textilis, 2535 nucleotides long. It is a transcript of the gene CDH20, whose product is annotated as cadherin 20. Gene Ontology annotation, biological process: cell-cell junction assembly; cell migration; adherens junction organization. NCBI's taxonomy places the organism in Eukaryota, Metazoa, Chordata, Lepidosauria, Squamata, Elapidae. Gene Ontology annotation, molecular function: cadherin binding; beta-catenin binding; calcium ion binding. The record is from RefSeq and is a predicted model, not a curated record. Gene Ontology annotation, cellular component: plasma membrane; adherens junction; catenin complex.